Messenger RNA from Tripterygium wilfordii, 2302 nucleotides. Its product is annotated as sorting nexin 2A-like. Gene Ontology annotation, molecular function: phosphatidylinositol binding. The transcript has 6 exons. Lineage: Eukaryota; Viridiplantae; Streptophyta; Magnoliopsida; Celastrales; Celastraceae. The record is from RefSeq and is a predicted model, not a curated record. The coding region runs from base 212 to 1960 and encodes 582 amino acids.
AUCAUAUUAGCCAGGCAUUGGCCCCUCAUGCGGCAUCGUCUUCUACCCCACCUAGUAGUAGUACCGGCGUAACACGCACCCCGGUGCACGUUCGCCUUACCGCCGCACUCUGGUAAGAAAAACCUCUUGUUCUGUGGUUCCAACUCUGGAAUUUGAUGUUUUCGAGAUCAUCGUAGCUACGACGAAUUUGUUAUUCUCUUUCGGUGAUAAGAUGAUGGGUUCAGAUAAUAAUCAGGGUUUUGAGGAGGCCCACCUAUACGCGUCGCCGGAAGAAAUGGAGUCUCUCGUACUCGACGAGCCGUUGAACAACGGGACAAGCAACAAAGCGUACUCCAUUUAUCGGAGUGCGAUGUCCGCUACGGCCGACACACACCAUCCGCUGUCGCCGCCGACCGUCGCUGCUCCUGCGGACUCCGAUCCACUGCUGUCGCCUCCACCGUAUCGCGAUCUCCAGGACCCUAACGUUCCCGAGAACUCCUCGUACAUCGAGCCUCCUGCUUAUGCCGACGUCAUUUUCAGUUCCUUUGAUGAGAACUCCGUCAAUGAAAUCAAUGGAGUCGAUAGUCCCUCCUGGAGUUCUGAUAGUGCCCUUUCCUUCUCAGGAUCCCCGUCCUCCAGUUCCGACUACAUCAAAAUCACAGUAUCAAAUCCGCAGAAAGAGCAAGAGACCACGAAUUCGCUUGUGCCCGGAGGAAAUACGUAUGUGACCUAUCUGAUUACUACCAGGACGAACAUUCCAGAGUUUGGCCGAUCUGAAUUUAGCGUGAGGAGGAGGUUCAGAGACGUGGUGACCUUAUCUGAUCGGCUAGCGGAGGCAUAUCGCGGUUUUUUCAUCCCUCCUAGACCGGACAAGAGUGUGGUGGAGAGCCAAGUUAUGCAGAAGCAGGAGUUCGUGGAGCAGAGGAGGGUGGCAUUGGAGAAGCACCUGAGGAGGCUGUCAGCUCAUCCAGUGAUAAGGAAGAGCGACGAGCUAAUGGUUUUUUUGCAGGUUCAAGGGAAGCUACCUUUGCCCACGACCACUGAUGUUGCUUCGAGAAUGCUCGAUGGUGCUGUAAAGCUGCCUAAGCAGUUGUUCGGGGAGAGUCCUGCAGUUGUAGCACCCCACGAGGUGGUACAGCCCGCGAAAGGAGGGAGGGACCUGUUGAGGCUUUUUAAGGAGUUGAAGCAAUCAGUUUCCAACGAGUGGGGUGGUUCGAGGCCAUCUGUUGUGGAGGAAGAUAAGGAGUUUAUGGAGAAGAAAGAGAGAAUGCAAUAUCUGGAGCAGCAGCUCGGCUAUGCUUCGCAACAGGCUGAAUCGCUAGUGAAAGCGCAACAAGAUAUGGGGGAAACAAUGGGAGAAUUAGGGCUAGCUUUUAUUAAACUUACUAAAUUUGAGAAUGAAGAAGCGGUGUUCAACUCUCAAAGAGUACGUGCUGCGGAUAUGAAGAAUUUUGCAACUGCUGCAGUCAAAGCCAGCAGAUUCUACCGGGAACUAAAUUCACAAACUGUCAAGCAUUUGGAUACACUUCACGAACAUCUUGGACUGAUGUUAUCUGUCCAUGGUGCUUUCUCAGAGCGCUCGAGUGCCUUAUUGACAGUGCAGACUCUUCUCUCAGAAUUAUCUUCAUUGCAGUCGAGGGCUGAGAAACUUGAAGUUGCAUCAUCAAAAAUAUUUGGUGGUGACAAGUCAAGGAUUCGAAAGUUGGAGGAGUUGAAAGAAACUUUAAGAGCCACCGAGGAUGCUAAAAAUGUGGCUAUCAGAGAAUAUGAGCGGAUCAAGGUGGUGGAGUUUAAGAGGGCUCCUCUCAGUUGCUGGAGAUCCUGUGGAAUAGGGAUUGUCAUACUGCAGGAAAAAUGCCUGGACAAUGAUGCAGCCUCCAUGUUGGCUUUUUUGCUCAAUUUGGAAUUAUGCAAGAAAAUAAUAGGAGUGAACUGGAAAGGCUCAACUCAGAGAGGCGCAAGGACUUCUCAAACAUGUUGAGAGGCUUUGUGCUUAAUCAGGUGGGAUAUGCGGAGAAAAUUGCAAAUGUGUGGGCAAAAGUUGCAGAGGAGACUAGUGAAUACUCUAAAGAGUUCAUUUGAUCGUACGGCUGUAAAUUUAAAUUAUCUGUCUCUUUAACUUUUCUCGUGUCCUUUAUAGUUUGUCAUUGCCCUAGGGAAUUGUAUUAAAUUGAUAGCAAAUAAAAAAGAAAAGGUGUACCUGUUAGAAUUUGUUGUACAUUGACCUUUUUUUCUCGUGUUUUAACAUCUAGAUGUAUCACUGGUCUUGAGGUUAGCUCUCGUUUUUUUGACUAUUUAUCACAUGAGAUGAGAUCAUUUUCAG